Molecule: messenger RNA, 1383 nt
Organism: Penicillium verrucosum
Lineage: Eukaryota; Fungi; Ascomycota; Eurotiomycetes; Eurotiales; Aspergillaceae
Exons: 5
Coding region: 1-1383 (460 amino acids)
Biological process (GO): amino acid transmembrane transport
Cellular component (GO): vacuolar membrane
Molecular function (GO): amino acid transmembrane transporter activity
Source: RefSeq, a predicted model, not a curated record
AUGUCAGAGAAGCAAGAGAAAUCAUUAAGUCCUGUCCCUUCACGUGAAGGACAGGUCCUCGAGGCUCAGCAUGAUGCCGUUUUUGGAGAAAUCACCGAAGAAGGUCCGAAUUAUCGCGAUGUAGGAUGGCUAGGAACAUCCGUCUUGAUGAUGAAAACCCAAAUUGGUCUCGGUGUCCUUUCAAUCCCCGUCGCUUUCGAUUCAUUAGGCAUAGUUCCUGGCGUAAUAUGCCUAUGUGCUAUUGCAGCCAUCACAACGUGGUCCGACUAUAUAAUCGGUGUCUUCAAACUUCGACAUCGCGAGGUUUACGGUAUUGACGAUGUGGGCGAGCUGUUACUUGGCCGCACGGGAAGAAUCCUACUCGGAGGUGCAUUUGUUCUCUGGUGGGUCUUUGUCGCCGGCUCGGGAAUGCUGGGGAUCUCUAUCGGUCUCAAUGCUGUCUCCGACCAUGCCGUUUGCACGGCAGUCUAUGUUGCCAUUGCUGCUAUUAUAGCAUGUAUACUCGGUAGUAUCCAGACAUUAGGUCGUCUCUCUUGGCUCGCCUGGAUUGGUCUGUUCUCUAUCUUGACUUCAAUCAUGAUCGUCACUGUCGCCGUUGGUAUCCAACCUCGUCCAACAGCCGCACCGAAAGACGCUGUCUGGGUUCCUGACUACAAAAUUGUCAACAAUCCAGACUUCACCGAUGCCAUGACUGCUGUAUGUACCAUCGUGUUUGCGUACGCCGGUACUCCAGCAUUCUUCUCUAUUGCAGCGGAGAUGCGGGAGCCCCGUCAUUUCAACCGAUCGUUGUUCCUCUGCCAGGGAGUUGUCACGGUAUACUAUCUUGCGAUCGGCAUUGUUAUCUACUACUACUGUGGAUCAUACGUUUCAUCCCCUGCUCUUGGAUCCGCUGGUCCAGUCGUAAAAAAAGUGAGCUAUGGGUUUGCUCUGCCAGGCCUGUUGGUCAGCACAUUGCUAUUCAUUCACAUCACUGGAAAAUAUGUCUUUGUCCGCAUCCUACAAGGUUCCCGCCAUUUGGCAUCCAACACUAUGACCCACUGGGUGGUCUGGCUUAGCUGCACUAUCGGGACUGCUUUGGUCGCUUAUAUCAUUGCUAGCGCUAUUCCCGUGUUCAGUGAUCUCGUCUCUCUUGUGGGUGCUUUACUAGGUACUCCCAUGUGCUUCCAGCCAAUGGGUGGUAUGUGGCUGUAUGACAACUGGAACCGUAAAGAGGGUCGCCGGUCGCCCAGAUGGAUGUUCAUGGUCGGAUGGUGCUUCUUCAUCAUAAUAGCGGGAACUUUCUUGAUGAUCGGAGGUACUUAUGGAUCUGUUGUCAGCAUUAUCAAAAGCUACGAGAAGUCCGGAGGUUCGGCUGCCUGGUCUUGCGCCGACAAUUCAGUUUAG